This is a messenger RNA of Puntigrus tetrazona (Sumatra barb), 1175 nucleotides long. RefSeq names its product gastrula zinc finger protein XlCGF7.1-like. The transcript has 2 exons. The record is from RefSeq and is a predicted model, not a curated record. NCBI's taxonomy places the organism in Eukaryota, Metazoa, Chordata, Actinopteri, Cypriniformes, Cyprinidae. The coding region runs from base 351 to 1175 and encodes 274 amino acids. Gene Ontology annotation, cellular component: nucleus.
UUAUUCAGGUGUGCACCUAAACCUUUUAUAGUAUGUACUUUUAUUGCUUACUGAACGGAACAAAUUAGUUUUUACAUUAAUCCAUGGACUGACCGUCACACACCGCUAGUACAUAUGGAAGAGGACCGAGCCAAUGAUAGUGUUGUGGGCGGGGCGAUACAUGUAGUCACGCCCCAAACACCUUUCGAGGCGAGUGAGGUGCUGAGAGUUCUGCUGAACGAAGACGGAAGCUGAAGAUGGUCGCUGAUAUAAACUGAGAUCACGAUGAUGCCUCGUCGACCGUAUGGAGACGCACGUCGCCGAUUUCUAGAAAACCAAAACGCCAAGUGCAGUGCACAGUCAAGAGCUGAAUGAAAUCAAGAGCCAUGAUCGCGAAAAAGAAUUCAUCCCAAAACAGAAGAACUACAAAGGCCGACAAGUCUUUUGCUUGCCUUGAGUGUGGAAAGAGCUACGCGCUACAAGGAAGCUUUAAAAAGCACCAGCUAAUUCAUAACGGUGAGAAGCACGAAUGCCCUCAGUGUGGAAAGAGCUUUGCACUAAAAAGCCACCUUAACAGACACGUUAAAAUACACACCGGGGAGAAACCUCACGCGUGUCGUCACUGCGGAAAGAGUUUUUCUCAAAAGAUUCAUCUCAGCCGCCAUCUGCGACGUCACGAAGAAACGCUCAGCUGUGAUCAGUGCGGAAAGAAGUUUAGAUCCUCAUCAUACCUCGACAAACACCUGCUGGUCCACGCGGUUGAGAGGCCGUACUUGUGCUCGGUGUGCGGAAAGAGUUUUUCACGGCUGGCCAACUGCAAGAAGCACCAGAAGAUCCAUUCUUCUGAGAGGAAUCAUACCUGCGUCGAAUGCGGAAAGACCUUCAUUACGCCCGAAUACCUGCGAAAGCAUCAGAAAACUCACACUACGAAAAGACCGUUCGCCUGCCCGCAGUGCGGUUACGGCUUCAGAGAGAAAAUCCACCUCAGCAAACACAUGAGGGUCCACACCGGAGAGAAGCCGCACACGUGCCGUCACUGUGGGAAGAGCUUCAUACAACCGUCGGGUCUCCGUUAUCACAUGCAUCUUCACUCCGGAGCGAAACCGUACAGCUGCGAUCAGUGCGGUAGAAGCUUCACAUCGCCGCCGCUUCUGAAAAAGGCACCUGUCGGUGCACACGGACGCGAGGCUCCAUAA